Messenger RNA from Panicum virgatum (switchgrass), 1274 nucleotides. Its product is annotated as sodium/potassium/calcium exchanger 1-like. Gene Ontology annotation, molecular function: protein binding. Bases 57 to 1106 code for a protein of 349 amino acids. NCBI's taxonomy places the organism in Eukaryota, Viridiplantae, Streptophyta, Magnoliopsida, Poales, Poaceae. The transcript has 2 exons. The record is from RefSeq and is a predicted model, not a curated record.
UCCUUCCCGUCAUUCCACGAGCCCACGGCCCAGGCGGCCUCUAAUCUCUCCGCGCCAUGGAGCUUGAGCUCGAAAGCGGCGGCGGGGGAAGCAGGGCGGUGGCACUCUCCGUUGACUCCCCAACGGCCGACCUCGGCCGCGGGGACCUGGGCGGCGGCGGCCCCUCCGCGGACCGCACCGUCUCGCGCCGCCACGUGUCCCUUCGCCUUCUCGAUGGCGGCGGCGGCGGCGAGCCCGGGGUCGCGUUCGAGGUCGUCGGCAGGAACCCCGUGGCGGUCCGCUCGCCGGACGGCGGGAGCAGAGGCGUGUUCCGGCGCGGGGAGAAGGGCGAGCUCAGGCCCGGGGGCGCGCUGUCGCUGUCGCUCAAGGCGCCCGCGUUCUGGGCCGUGCGGAGGAGGGAGGGGAACGGGGAGGGCGCGGUGGGGGUGGAGGGCGCCGUGCUGGACGCGGUGGCGAGGCGGGAGAGGCGGACAUGGGAGCGGAAGGAGAGGGAGAGGGAGAGGGAGAAGCGGGCUGCGGAGGAAGAGCCCAUGGAGGUCACCGAAGAGGAGGGGGCGGCGGCGGGCUCCGAAACGGAGGGUUUGGAUAUCGAUCUAGCAAGCGUCGAUCCGGUUCGAGAAUUUGGGUUCCUGUCGAUGGGCCAUGAGUUUGACAGUUAUCCAAAGGGAAGAAUUCGUGCUCCAAAGGAUUGGAAUUGGUUUCUAGAGGAAACAAGGAGGACCUCCGACGACGACGAUGAUGAUGAGAUUAGCAACGGGAGAGGUAGGUCAAAAGGUUGGGGUCAGAGCAAGAAGAAGAAAGAUAGAGAAGGAGAAGAUGAGGACUGGACUGAUGAGAGUGAGAAUGAAAAAGAAUCCCUGUCAAGAGGUCCUAGUGUGAAGAGAUCGAAGUAUGUCACAAGAUCUAAAGACCCAAAAAAGCCUCGUCAAGAAAACUCAAUGGUUAAAGGUGGAGACAAUGAUGGUGAGCAUGAAGAGGUCGAGAAAGAAGAGGACGAGGAAGAUGAAACUCUGGGAGGUUUUGUAGUUAAUGAUGAGGACGAUGAGCCUAUGGAAGAGCUGAGUGAUGAAGAGGAGGAAUUCGACGAUGAGGAAGAUGAUGAUUGAUAACACUAUCAGAAAUCGACCUUCUCAGUGAUGAUGUAAAGCGCUGACAAGUAGGUUGAGUUACAAGUAGUUCUGUUUUGUUCUCCUUUGAACUUCUGUAUAUACUGUUUGACAACUGUUGGGAGUGUUCUUACUUCUUAAAGAAUGACGUGUUGUUCGCUAAGCUGA